Molecule: messenger RNA, 5215 nt
Organism: Syngnathus typhle (broad-nosed pipefish)
Lineage: Eukaryota; Metazoa; Chordata; Actinopteri; Syngnathiformes; Syngnathidae
Exons: 6
Coding region: 41-1054 (337 amino acids)
Biological process (GO): response to bacterium
Source: RefSeq, a predicted model, not a curated record
UGUGCAGGGACUGCCACUCACUUGCUGAAACGACGACAAAAUGCAGACGGCGCUUCAUCUGCUGAUUCUGCUGAUCCCAUACGGAGGAUGCACAAGUGGUCCCACCUUCACGACAGAGAUGACAGCGGUUGGACAAAAUGCCUCUCUGGAAUGUCUCAGAGAUGACACCACUGCGCGAGAUGUUCUUUUUUGGAUUCGACUUGUUUCUGGAACUUUUCCUGAAUUUUUAGGUCACAACCGUGGUUUCACAAGACAGGAGUCAUCAAAGAGUGGACGUCGUAUCACAGUCAAGCAAGAACCAGGGAAGUUUGUUCUGCAAAUUAGUCAGGUGCAAAAAAGUGACACAGCGCUCUACUACUGUUUCCUCUGGACACCGUGGAUGCCUGAUGUGAUAUUUUUGAAAGGAAUAUUUCUGCAGGUCAAAGAUUUUCCAGAAGCAAAAACCUCUGUCUUCGCUGUCACUCAUGACUUGUUGUCUGACGAGAGCCGUCCGGGACCAUCUGUGACCUCGCGCUGCUCGGUCGUCUCUCGCUCUGGGAGUAAAACGUGUGAGGAUGGACACAAGGUUUAUUGGCUCAGAGCUGGACCAGAAGAUUCAAAUCCCCACUUCAUUUACGCUCAUGACGAAUGUGAGAAAGUUGCAAAGGGCUCCAUGCAGAAAUGCGUUCACGCUUUCCAUAACAACGUCGACACCGGAACGUACUCUUGUGCUGUGGCCACAUGUGGGCACAUUUUUAUGGCAAAUGCAACAAAGGUCAUCAUUAAAGAUGGCAGCAAAUGUGAUAUUGUCAUCUUUGUCUUGGGUUCUACUUCGGCCUUAAGUUGGAUCAUAUCAGCCUUCCUCAUAUGCAAGAUCAUGACAAAAGGCUGUUCUUACUGCAAAGCCUGUCGGCAAACUCAAGAAGAAACAUGCAAUGGAGCGCAGCAGAGAAGCGAGGACACUUUGGUUUAUUCCGCGCCGACCAUCGUUGCCAGGAAAAGUGGCAAAACCAGGCGAACGAGAACAAACGAGGGUUUUAGCACGUAUACCGACGUCUGCCUUCGCGAAGCUUAAUAAGGCGGAAAUGAUAAAAUGCUCGAUAACGUUCGCAUACCAGACCCUUUAUUUUAUUUUAUUUAUUUUUUACAGUCAGGAAAGAACCAUUUUGGGUGUGUUUAUGAACAAAAGUAACAACCAUGUGAUUGCUCUCAAUUAGAAAAUAUGUUUUAAGGCAAGGCAGCCUUAUUGUGUAGCGCAUUUCAUGCACAAGGUAACUCAAUGCACUUCGCGUCCCUAAAAAUACAUUUAAAGAUAAUCACCCCAAAAAAAAGAAUUGAAGGCAUUUACCAGCCAAGACACAAAAAACACAAACAAAAUGAUUUAAGACAUUUAAAAGCAAAGAGUUGGAAAUAUUUAUUAAAAUUCAGUCAAUGAGAUCAGUUGGAUCUAAUGAUAAGUAAACAAUAUAGUUUACAAUUCCUCAGAUCAUAAAUGCAGCAAUCAUGAUGAAUAGUUUUGGACAAGGAACUAUAUUAAGAAAAAAAAUCUGAAUUUUUGUCAAUUAAUGACUGAUGAUAAUGACCAGGUUUCAUCACAAGCAACAGUGAAGAUAAAAGUCUUAAUGAAGCCUUCAACAGCUUUAUGUGAAAAUUAUGACAACUUCUUUUUAUUUUCAACAUGUUUUGUCGCUUGUCAUUGCAAACAAUAAAAAUCUUAAUCUUGAAAUAAAUGAACGGUAAAUAGCUGUGUUCUGAUUUUAACAAGGAUGCUGUAGUGCUUGAAGGGAUCAUUUGGACAGGAAGUCGAAAUCUCAUGAGGUCACGCUUUCUUUUUUUAUUCAUUUACAAGCGUCAUCCACGACGAGCCUUCAACUUUCCAUUUAGCAUCUGUGGCAGGAAGUUCGAAGCGUGUGUGCGUGCGUUUCUGUGUUUAUUUUUUUUGUGCUUUCCUGUGUUAACGUGUUUGUAUUGGUUCUCUUCAUCUUAAGAUAUUACUUUUUUGUCCCAGUCCCAGCUUCCUCCCCCAAAAAUGCUUGUCAUAUGAACUGAAGACAACAUUUUAGCGGGGGUCACAAAGGACCACACACUUCCAAAACAGAUAUGACAAACAUUUUAUAUAUGGACAAAUUACAUCGCUGGGUGCAAAAUAACGUUGUCUGUUAUUUCAUUUUUCAUAAUACAUUCCUCAUGAAAGAUCCAUUGCUCGAUUUGAAGCAAACAAUAAAAAUAUAUUGAAUGUGAGGUCAAACUGUAUCUGCGUUCUUCUGCCGAGAUUUAAGCAGAGAUUUGUCAAAUUCAUGAAAAUUCACAGAAAAAAAAAUGUGAGCUGAAAGAAGACAGUGGAUAUUUAGUUCCAAAGGUCAAGAUUUAAUUCACAAUAAAUGCAUGGAAACUAGAUCGUGACAACAGCGACCACAAUCACGGAAGAGGCAAGCAGAGUCCCGAGCAUGAUGCCGACUGGUUUCAGAUCUUGUUCUGAAAUAGACAAUCACACAAAACCACAUGAGAUGUGCCACAAUUGCCUCUGAUUGAGCCAAUAUUUUAAUUUCAUGUAAACUAAAACAAAUAAAUUAAUAAUUUAUUAUAUAUAUUUUGAAAAUUUCACCCGAAAGCUGAAUAACCUAAAAUUUGAGUAAGUAGCUCUUUUUAGGUCACUUCUAAGAUGCUUGCUGACAUUUUGUUUUGAGUGAACAUGUAUGAGAAGAAGCUAAUUUUAGACCCUAAGAUGGUGUUACAGAGUCACACCACAACAGGAAAUCGCAAGGCCCGACCUAUUCUGUGAAACAAAAGAGAGGAACUUGUCCAUCAUAUCAGUUUCUACUAAGACACCUAUUUAGGUUGAGGUAGUGGGCAGGUGAUUAAGAACAUAAAAUUAUUACUUUAUUAUCAAAUCCCAGCUGCACACUAUUUUUAGGUCUGGAACAAACUCUACUUUUGGGAGAACCACUUGUUGCCUAGAUGUUCUUUAAGAUAUUGGGGUCGGUGUCAUUGCAUGAUAAUUUCAAAUUUAAAAUACAUACGUAUCUCCACAUGAGUUCCUUGGCCAAACAGGAUCUGCCCACAUGUUGCCACCGCGCAGUGGUAUGUCCCACUAUCGGACGAAUUCUGGAUGAGUUUGAACAGAUGGUAGACACACCUUCCUUGUGCCUUUUCAUCAUCUGCCUCGGUGUAAAUGAUGUGCGAGGAGGAGUCUUGUGAUCCGGAUUUGAACCAGUACACGCUGCAUUCACCCGGACACAGACUGUUGUUCUCCUUGCUCUCUGAGAGAAUGGAACACUGGAGCGUCACCGACUGGCCCGCCUCGACGGACAUGGCUUGCGGAAUUUGCUUCACGUUGAAGGACUUGUGCAUGGGACCUGCAACGUAUGGAAAGUAGAACUUGUUCCCAGUGUCACUCUUUGAUAGGGAAGAUGAAGUUCUUUUCACACUGCACUCAGUCGGUUUAUAUUUUGGGCUUUUGGCUGACCUUAAAAAAACCCUGACCCAAAAAUAAAUCAACCUUUGCUCCCGACCUUCACAUGAACUCCCAAACCUUCAAUGAGACACAUGCUCAAGUGCAGUGUGAAAAGAGUGACUGAUUGUUUUCCAAAAUGCUCCGCCUCAGUCAAGUGACGUGUAACGCCAUCGGGGGUCAUAUAGUUUUUCACCACCGGGAAGUAUGCGCAACAUCAAAGUCUUUACCUUUCACAAGCAAAUGCGUACUGCCAAUGAAGCGCAUGUUGUACGAGGUGCCAGCUUGGCAAGUGUACGUGGCUUCGUCCUCUUUGUUGACAUUGGUGAUGUUUAAAAAGUAAACGUCGCCCGUGUGCCAACUUGUGAAUCUGCCGUUCUGAAAGUGACUUCGAAGCAAUAGUUCUCCAAAGUAGCCCUCCACGAUGGUUUCGAUCACGUAACCGACUUUUAUCUUGUACCAGUAAAAUAUGUCUCCCGUAUUCUCGGUGCGUGAGCAUGCAAAAGUCACGUUAAGACCGACUUCCACGCUGACCAAAGACACUGGCUCCAGCGCUUGAAUCAGACCUGGGAAAGUAAAUUGGAAACAAUUAUUCUUCAAAUCUGAUCUUGAGAUUACAUAAGUAAGGUUACCGAUGCUGCACUCACAUGGCGCGCUGAGAAGCACGAGUGCAGUUAGUCCGGCAGUCAUUGUGACAGCGAGGCUGACCCGAGUGUUGUCGAUCCACUCAGUCAUGAAGACGUCUGCAGGUUGCAAACCAUCGUGAGACUGAAAUGUAGAAAAUUUGCUUCCGCUGCAUUUUUUCUACUAGUGACCCAUUUUCACGGAGUGUCACAUAACACCAUCGGUGGCCCUGAAAAAAAAGAACUCAACAAAAGAAUUUGAUGAUUCCAGAGAUUUUCAUUCACAACGUCAACACCUUGAAUGGGCUGGCUAAAUUCACUUCACGGUUUAUUGUUAAGUUACGGACAUUUUUUUUCUUUUUCACCAACACGGUGAUUGUUGAUUGUCUUGGUUUUCAUUCCUUUUAAAAGAAAAUAUCUUUAACAGGCUUUAAAUUGACCUCUAUGACAAUGAAGAGAGAAUUUCCAUCUAUCCCAGACACACACCUUUCAGGCCCCCUAACCAAAAAUCACACAACACACACACACACCUACUUGUUUACUCACUUUCAAACAGUUGAGGCCUCCUGCCACAGUUGCCGCAUGGAAAGUCAAAGCCUUCUUGUGGUUGACAAAUCUUCAAGCCGAAGCAAGGCACAAAACUACGGCUUCACUUUGCCUUCACCCGAGUGAAAGAAGCAUUGAGAAAUGAUAACAACACUACAUAUGCAUUUCAGGGCAUAUUUAUUGGUUGUAGUGGCGAGCGCCACAAAAACAUCACCCCGUACAUGUUGGAAAAAAUAAACAAUGAAUAGUUCUCAGUGAUGGGACACUAAAGCCUGUAAAUACACAUCUUUAUUCAUUUGAAUAUUUUAAAACAAUCGUGGUAGUUCUUCUUUCUUGAGUAAUUUUGCAAAUUUAUUCAACAGCGUGAUCAUUUGGGUACAAAUGGACACCGGAAUAUACACAAAAUUCCUCUGGGGUUCUCGCAUUCCUCUGGCUCGCUUUACCGCUUUUCCUGGUGAUGAUUUUCGGCACGGAAUAAACCAAGGAGUCCUCGUCUCUCUGAGAAAACAAGACGCAUGUGCCAUGAAAAGAAGAUGAGAACCUGCUGAAUUCUUUUUUUCUACUUACUUGCUUCACAUGACUGGACGUUUCUUCAUGGGUUUGCGAACAAGCUAAA